This is a messenger RNA of Gekko japonicus, 2163 nucleotides long. Its product is annotated as adenylate kinase 9-like. Gene Ontology annotation, molecular function: nucleoside diphosphate kinase activity; ATP binding; AMP kinase activity. The annotation marks the transcript as partial. The transcript is spliced from 13 exons. NCBI's taxonomy places the organism in Eukaryota, Metazoa, Chordata, Lepidosauria, Squamata, Gekkonidae. The record is from RefSeq and is a predicted model, not a curated record. Gene Ontology annotation, cellular component: cytoplasm. Gene Ontology annotation, biological process: AMP phosphorylation.
GAAGACCAAAUUAUCAAAAGAAGGACUGAACUUUUAGCAAUGCAAGCAAAAAGGAAACAGAAUGCUGCAGCUAGGCUUGAAAGUGAGGUUCCGGAUGAGGAUGAAGAUGAUGAAGAAGAUGAUAUUGAAGCAGUUUUGGAAGAAGAGUUUCCGAAAGAAGAGGAUGAGGUGGAAGAGGAGGAUGAAGAACAGGAGGGUGAAGCAAUUGAACGCUUGAAAUUAGAAAUUGCAGAGAAGUUUGAAACAGAUUUGAUUAAUAUACAAACAGUACAGGAGGAACUUGACAAAAUAUCGAUACCUCAAGUAACUAUAGGAAGCAAGCGAAAACCCCGCAUUGUAUGUUACCAGUUGUAUAAAAAGCUAAAGGACCUAGUGGAAAAUCGUGAAAGCCUUUUUGAGAAAUGUUAUCCGAUAAGUGUGUCACUUGCACGCAAAAUGAUAGCACUCUCUUAUAAACAUCCAAGCAAUUUUGGGGAAUGGGACCCAAUCAAGCUAAAUGAAGGAGAAACAAUCAAGUCUUAUCAAAGUCCUGACACUCCAACUUUUCCAGUUAUCCAUCGAAACUCUAUUUAUUUUUUUGCAAGCAAAGAAAAUAGAGACAAGUUUAUGAAAAAUCCUAUCAAAUAUAUUCGUCAGCCCAAACCUAAACCUACCAUGCCAGUCAAGAUUGCAAUAGUGGGGCCUCCAAAAUCUGGCAAGACAACAGUUGCCAAAAAAUUUGCAAGUAUAUAUGGAUUAAAGCGACUUUCCAUGGGAGAUGCUAUACGUAUGAUUUUAAAUGAUCAACCAGACACUGAAUUAGCACUUAUGCUGAAGUGGCACCUUCACAAAGGAUUGACUGCACCUGAUGAACUUGCCAUCCAGGCUCUAGACAUUGCAUUGAUGGACACCGUGUGCAGUACUGCAGGAUUUGUUAUUGAUGGGUACCCUGUAACAAGAAAACAAAUAAACACCUUAGAAUAUAUGAAAAUAAUUCCAGUUAAAAUCUUUGAGAUGCAAAUUGAUGCAAAAGAAGUCUUCAGAAGAGCACUUCUGGAUAAACAAAGCCCUGACAGACCUCCUUAUCCAGUACAUGACAGUUCUCAGAUCCUUGCUAUCAAGAAUUCAUGUUAUAAAACACAAAUUGAAGAAAUCAGGGCUUACUAUGAAGAGCAACACCAAAACUGGUAUAUGAUUGAUGCAUCCCACAGCAAAUGGUGGAACUGGAACAAAGUGCUUGAAGAAACACAGAUGAUCACUAAACAAAUUCAGUUGUAUCUGGAAAGAAUCAGGCAAGGGAAAGCAGCAAGUAUUGCUGAUUUGUGUAUCACACCACAAGAACUGCUUUCUCGAUUGGGAGAGUUUGGACAAUAUUGUCCUGUCAGCCUUGCAGAAAAGGGAGAACUUGUUGAUUGUUCUGUAACUCCUUCUCUGCGGUUUGCAGCAGAGUUUCGAGGGCAUUACUACAAAAUGUCUGGACAGGAAGAGCUGGACAAAUUCCUGAAGACACCAGAAUUAUAUGUGCCUCCAUUAGCACCUCACCCUCUUCCUCUCCCAAGUAAACUGCCAAAGAAACUGACCGCAGCAGAAGUGAAGGCCUUAUUCCCCAUGCAAGCUGAAAUGCAAGGGUACUGUCCAGUCACUUAUCUAGAAGGGAAGCAAAGGUAUGAAGCACUGGUACCUGGUGACAUUGAAUAUGCUGUUCUAUAUUGCAAAAAGCUAUACAUUUUUGAAAGUGAAGAAAAACUUCAGAAGUUUAUGAGACUACCAGAAAAAUACUGGAAGCAGACACUGCCACAUAAACUUCCUCCCAAAAAGGAGCCAGUGUUGCUGACAGCUCUUCCCUUGACAGGAUAUCUUGAACAGGGGGUAGCAACUGCCCUGAUAAAAGCAAUGAAUGAAGUAGGCUGUUUGAAGCCAAAAUUCCCAUUCCUAAGUGUGAAAAAAUCUGCACUCCUGUUCAUAGCCUAUCAUUUGAAAGCCUUUAACCCCAGAAGCUCUGACUAUGUACGAAAGAAGUACAAGAGGAAAUUGGACCGGUUUAUAGACAACUGUGAACUUAUCCCAUACUUGGGAACCAAAAUGACAAAGAAAUAUAAAGAGCCUCAAAAUCGACCAAUUGAUUUUGAUCACAAAUUACAGACAUUUUUGUCUCUCAAAGGUGUGGAUCCAGCUACUCUUUAG